Molecule: messenger RNA, 957 nt
Organism: Sinocyclocheilus anshuiensis
Lineage: Eukaryota; Metazoa; Chordata; Actinopteri; Cypriniformes; Cyprinidae
Product: zinc transporter ZIP1-like
Exons: 2
Coding region: 1-702 (233 amino acids)
Biological process (GO): zinc ion transmembrane transport
Cellular component (GO): plasma membrane
Molecular function (GO): zinc ion transmembrane transporter activity
Source: RefSeq, a predicted model, not a curated record
AUGAUUAAUCACAUCCAAAUGCCACUUCUCCUCAUCAUCCAGGAAGGCUUCCCGCUUGCAGAGUUCAUCAUGGCGUGUGGCUUCUUCACAGUCUUGAUCUUGGAAAAGAUAGUUCUGAGUUGCACAGAGGGCCACAGAAAUGAGGAGACGGCUCCUCUUUUAGCUCCUGCAGGUAACGGACAUGCCCAUGGACAUCACUCGCUGAAUGAUCUGGAAGGGAGCGGUCACCACGUCCACGUGGAUUUUCACGCGCACUCGUCCUUCCGCUCCUUCAUGCUCUUCCUGUCUCUCUCUCUCCACUCGGUGUUUGAGGGUUUGGCCAUUGGCUUGCAGACCACAGACACGAAGGUGCUGGAGAUCUGCAUCGCUAUUCUGGUCCACAAGAGCAUCAUCGUCUUCAGUCUGUCAGUGAAGCUGGUUCAGAGUGCGGUCAGGCCCCUGUGGGUGGCGCUCUACGUGGCCGUCUUCGCUGUGAUGUCUCCACUCGGCAUUAGCAUCGGCAUCAUUGUGAUCGAGGCUCAGCUGGAGGCUGGCGCUUUGAUCCAGGCGGUGCUGGAGGGGCUGGCGGCUGGGACGUUUGUCUACAUCACCUUCCUAGAGAUCCUUCCCCAUGAACUGAACUCCCCUGAGCGGCCUCUGCUCAAAGUGUUCUUCCUCCUGUGUGGUUUCUCAGUAAUGGCUGCUCUGAGUUUCCUGGGCUGAAAAAUACUUUGCAUUUUUUCGUGUCCCAUGGCCAGAAAACUGGAACCUUCACAAACUGCAUGUGAUUUCAAGGAAACGAAAGGCUCAGUUUGCUUGUUUUUUUUAGAGGAACUGAUAUUUACAAGCACAAAGAUGCUGAUGUCUUUAAAAACUUUGACCAGAUAAUUUAUCAGUUUUAAAUGAGGAAAAAAAGAAAUUUUCCUCAGCACUGAGAAACAUAGUAUCUGACAUGUAAAUGGAGUCUUUUACAGAUUU